AAAAAACUCCCAAUGUCCAAUAUAAUAAAAUUUCCAGAAUUAAAAAAUGAUUUGAUUCUUCGCGCAGCACGUGGUGAAAAAACUGAACGUGCUCCAGUUUGGAUUAUGAGGCAAGCUGGAAGAUAUUUACCUGAAUUUAGAUCUAUGCGUGAAAAAUAUGAUUUUUUCACAAUUUGUCGUACACCAGAAUUGGCAACAGAGGUUACAUUACAACCAAUUAAUAGAUAUGAUGGAUUAUUGGACGCAGCAAUAAUUUUUUCAGAUAUAUUGGUAAUACCACAAGCUUUAGGACUAGUAGUUGAAAUGUUACCUGGUAAAGGACCCAAUUUCCCCGAUCCAUUGGUAUUACCUGAAGAUAUAGAUACAAAGCUAAAAGAUGUGAUCGAUGUAAAAAGAGAGCUUGGAUAUGUUUUUGAUGCCAUCACAAUGACAAGAAAAGAAUUAAAUGGUAGAGUACCUUUAUUAGGAUUUAUUGGUGCACCAUGGACUUUGAUGGCUUAUAUGAUAGAAGGUGGUGGAAGUAAUACUUUAUCUAAAGCUAAAACUUGGUUGUUUAAAUACCCCAAUGAGAGUAAAAGAUUAUUACAAAAAAUUACUGAUGUUGCUAUUGAUUUUUUAAUUGGACAAAUCAAAGCUGGUGCACAAGUAAGAAGAGAAUUAUCACCAAAUGAUUUUAACAGUUUCUCAUUACCAUAUCUUACUCAAAUAUCAAAUAAAGUUAAAUCACAAUUAAAGACAGAAGGACUAGUUCCUGUACCAAUGAUAAUAUUUUGUAAAGGAUCAUGGUAUGCAUUAGAAUCAUUAUCAGAAAUCGGAUAUGAUGUUAUAUCUUUAGAUUGGACAAUUGAUCCAAUCUAUGCUAAGGAAAUUACCAAAGGUAAAGUGACACUACAAGGCAAUAUGGAUCCAAAUGUAUUAUAUGGCGAUGUUGAAGCAAUUAAAUCCACUGUUGAAAAGAUGUUGAAAAAAUUUGGUACUAAUCAUAAAUACAUUGUGAAUCUUGGUCAUGGUAUUUUGCCCACUGUUGAUCCUGAAUCAACCAAAAUAUUUUUAGAAACAGUUCAUAAAUUGAGAAUUAUAGUUGAACUCUUACGAGAAAAAUUGAUUCAUUUGACAAAGAAAAUGGUAGAGAUUGAAAAAUUGAAAAGUUCAGAAUACGUGACAGUAAGAUUUAUUGCUAAGAAACUUCAAAGUAGUUGUUUAAAAGACGUAGGCAAGGCACGAAUUAAGAAGAUAAUGCAAAUGGAUGAGGAUGUAGGCAAAGUUGCUCAAGCAACUCCAGUAUUGAUUUCGAAAGCUUUGGAAUUAUUUAUGCAAUCGUUGAUUGAUCAAGCAUGUCGAGAAACAAAAGCUAGAAAUGCAAAAAGAAUGUCGGUUUCUCAUUUAAAGAAAACAAUCAUGGUUACAGAACAAUUUGAUUUCUUGAAAGAGCUUGUUGCCAAUAUACCAGAUCCUGUGGACUCCUUCGAAGCAGAAGCUUCAACAUCUUCGACAGUUGUUGAUGACGAUGAUUAUGAGCCAACUCCAAGUUCUUCUGCAGCUCCAAUAAGAACAAGAAGAAGCGUCAGGAGAAAAAAAGAAGUCGAUGAUUCAUCUUAA
This is a messenger RNA of Entrophospora candida, 1599 nucleotides long. The record is from the annotation of a GenBank genome assembly. NCBI's taxonomy places the organism in Eukaryota, Fungi, Glomeromycota, Glomeromycetes, Entrophosporales, Entrophosporaceae.